This is a messenger RNA of Phragmites australis (common reed), 964 nucleotides long. RefSeq names its product auxin-responsive protein SAUR32-like. The record is from RefSeq and is a predicted model, not a curated record. The transcript has a single exon. Bases 248 to 658 code for a protein of 136 amino acids. Gene Ontology annotation, biological process: response to auxin. Lineage: Eukaryota; Viridiplantae; Streptophyta; Magnoliopsida; Poales; Poaceae.
UCCCGCCUCAUAUGCACGGGCCCAAACGCCUCCUCCGGUCCUCCCUCCCCACAGACGCCGCAGGCCAAGAAUCCAGCCUCGCCGAGCCAAGAGUCCAAGACCUCCUCGCCCAACCACCAUCUCCUCGCCAUGCAGCAGCCACCGUGCCGCCGCGCUUCGCCGACCGCGUCGCUGUGACGUACGUCGUCGUCAUCUUGUGUUGGAGCCGGGCCGGCCUGUGAGCGAGCGGUUCUUGGACGGGACAGGGAUGGGUGUGCUCCUGCUGAAGAAGCAGCACUCGUCGGCGUCGGCGGGGGGCUCGAGCGGCGGGUCGUCGUCGAUGCCGCCGAAGGGUUGCAUGGCGGUGCGGGUGGUGGGGCCGGGCGGCGGCGGCGGGGAGGGGAAGGAGGAGGAGCGGUUCGUGGUGCCGGUGGGGUACUUGAAGCACCCGCUGUUCGUGACGCUGCUCAAGGCGGCGGAGGAGGAGUACGGCUUCGAGCAGAAGGGCGCUAUCACCAUCCCCUGCGGCGUCGACCACUUCCGCCGCGUCCAGGGCAUCAUCCACCACCAGAAGCACCACGGCCACGGCCUCAUCUCCGGCGGCGGACACCAUGGCUCCGCAGGGCACCAUGGCCAGCACCAGCACCACUUCCACAUCGCGGGAUGCUUCCGUGCCUGAUCCGAAGGGAUGGGAGAUGGAUCCAUGGCCGCCAAGGAUGGAUCUUGCAGCUGCUGCUCGCUCUUCGUAUUGAGUGGAUCGAUCGAAGGACAAUAAUAGUAGGACUUAUUUAGAGUUUUCUGAUUAGGAUUUAGAGAUGCGCAGGCCUGUGAUGAUCAAAGGAUCAUGGUUGCUUGAGUAGCGUAAUCGUGGAUCUGCAGGUUUGGACAUAUGGAUCUAUCAUUAGAAUUUUCUCUAGGUUUCUGUUGAUGAUGAUGAUGAAAAGGAAUAUCAAAGGAUCAUGCAUGUUUCAGUGCUUAGACUUUA